Ilex paraguariensis (yerba mate) is the source of this 917-nucleotide messenger RNA. The record is from the annotation of a GenBank genome assembly. Lineage: Eukaryota; Viridiplantae; Streptophyta; Magnoliopsida; Aquifoliales; Aquifoliaceae.
AACAGCUUGUAACUGAGGGAGAAAAGGGGGACUGGGAGAGACCAAAAAGAUGGUGAGAACACCAUGUUCUAACAAAAAUGGAAUGAAGAAAGGUUUAUGGAGCGGGGAAGAAGAUAACAAGUUGAAAGAUUAUAUCCUCAGAUAUGGCCAUUGGAACUGGCGUAAACUUCCCAAGUAUGCAGGUUUAUCUAGAUGUGGGAAAAGUUGCAGACUGCGAUGGAUGAAUUACCUCCAGCCGAACUUGAAAAAAGGAGACUAUAGCGAAGAAGAAGAGAAUAUUAUAAUAAAAUUACACCACGAACGGGGAAAUAAAUGGUCAGCAAUGGCUGCAAAAUUACCAGGAAGAACCGAUAAUGAUAUAAAAAAUCACUGGCACACUCAUCUGAAGAAACGUGCAAAGCAAAAUGGAAAAUUAGAAGUAACUAAUGAAAAUUUCCAAUCCAUUGGAACUUGCCAGUUUGAAGACAGCCGAAAGAGAGAUGAUCAAGAAUGGGCACUUGACAGUGUUGUUGCCAUUGAUCCAUCCCAGCAAACUUCAGAAACCUCCUUAUUGCAAGCGGAACCAUUUUUCGGUGAAUUCUCAUCAUCAAGAUCUGAUUAUGCGCUCAACAGUGCUAUGGAGCGGAUCAUGGAUGAUAGUUUCACUUCAUUAUCAGAAACUCAUCAUGCGGAUACAAUUGAAACUUUCUGGAAUCAACCAUUUUUGUUAGAAAAUGAGACCACUACAAAUGAUGUACAAGCACUCCACUCCGAGUUGCUCUCUCAAAAUUCUCUUAUUUCUUGUGGGGAACGUCUAUCUAUGUAUGAUUACUAUUAUUGACACAUAUAUAUAUUGAUGCCAAGAUCUGGCAAACAUAUAUAUUUUAAUGACAUAUAUGGAUUUUUGCUCAAUGCUAUUGCUGACAAAUUACCACAAU